Messenger RNA from Salmo salar (Atlantic salmon), 3019 nucleotides. RefSeq names its product small ribosomal subunit protein uS5m-like. Gene Ontology annotation, molecular function: RNA binding; structural constituent of ribosome. NCBI's taxonomy places the organism in Eukaryota, Metazoa, Chordata, Actinopteri, Salmoniformes, Salmonidae. The record is from RefSeq and is a predicted model, not a curated record. Gene Ontology annotation, biological process: translation. Gene Ontology annotation, cellular component: ribosome.
CCAGAGGAGCAACAGGUUGAUGAGAGUUCAACUGACAGAGCACUGAACCCUCAGCACUAAGAAACCAAACCAUACCAUAGAAAGACUGCUCUUAUACACCCCCCCCCACACACACACACUCAAACACACAAAGUCUCUGAUACGGUUCACACAUUUACUCAAACACAUACACACAGUAUUGAACACAAAUCUAUUCACACCCACAUCUCUCUCUCAUUUACAUCCUGUCGUGUGAACAGUCUCACAUAGUCUCACCAUACCAUAGAACAGUCUCAGGUGUGUUAUGUAAAGGAUAAUGAAACUCCAAUGUACUAGUGUCAGAGACACAGGGGCUUCCAGCUUCAGGAGGAGUAUCAACUCAGAGGACCUUUGACCUCACACGUAACACUAGAGUCCCUUGUGAGUCUGGACCGGCAAGGUAUUAUGUUACCCCGUGUAUGAGUUCAUUUUCUUCUGUGAGUGUCAUUUGUUUGCAAUGGAAGAGUCAUUAACACUGAUAGGCAUGGAGGUUGUCUGCUAGUCUGGCUAGUCUAACAUGUCGCUGUCAGGUUACGGACUACACUGUCACCGCGCGGUCAUCACCAUCUGUAAGCUGAUUGGUGUAGAGGACAUGUACGCCAAGGUAGAGGGCUCCGUCAACCUGCUCAACAUCACCAGGGCUCUGUUCACCGGACUGGCUAAUCAGGAGACCCACCAGUCCCUGGCUGGAAAGAAGCAGCUCCAUGUGGUAGAGUUUCAGCCGGAUGUCGGGCCCCUGCCCCUCAUCGUGGCCACCCCUAAGAAGGGAGUGCAUCCUGACCCCAAACCCGAGGAAGAGAUCCCCAACACGUGGCUCACCUGGGACGACGUCCGUGCCACUCAGUGCAUGAAACGCUCAGUCUGGGCCGGGAUCAAGAGGACCAUCUGGUGACCGCAACACAACGAUAAUGCGAACAGAGCAGAAGUCCGGCCCUAUGAACUGGAGCGGUGGGGUUGGAGAGAUGUUUGGCUGGGUUCAGGUUGUUGGGUGGUGAGUGUGACUGGGAAGGAAGCGUUGCUCUCAGGCAUCAUGAGACUUCUCAGACUGGAGCUCCAUGGAGCUCCUCAUCAAGAGACUCACCCUAGUGGAAACGACAUAUGAGACACUCUUUUCACUCCACUACAAUACAGCUACGACCGGAAGUGAUUUUCGUAGCCGGUUAGGUGAGCAUUUUUGCUAACCCUACCCAUUUUCCUAACCUUAACCUAAUUCUCCUAACCUGGUACGUUAAUUCUACGAACCUGCUACGAAAAAUUCAUUUACGGUCAUAGCUGUAUUGAAGUGGCGUGAAAAGAGUGUUUCUCGUGUGCAUGUAACAUCAUUACUUUGUAUUUCACCAAAAGUUGUGAAAUGCAUCGAAAGAGCUUCAUAUCUAAACAGUUUAACUCAACCAAUAGAGUGUGUCUGUUUGUACUGUCAGAAUAAUGUUGUUUCAAAAUCACUUGUUCAUGUGACGUUGUUGAAAAUGAGAGCUGUCUUAUAAAAAAUGUAAACUCUCCAAAAUGGCUUGUGAUGUGUUCUAUUGCUUUUCAAGGAGCUGUCAGGACAUGUCGUGCUUUGAUGCCAGUUAUAGUGAUAGUGAUCAUUUCCUCAGCAGCUGUCCACUGCUCGCUCCAGAGGCUCUUGCUGUUUUAGCUUUUCAGUUAAUUUCCACCUGCAUUCCAGUAUGCAACUACUAACAUAGUCACCACCUUCCACAAGCAUCAUGAAAACGAAACUUUGCAACAGGAAAACGAAACAAUGCAGCAAGAAAAUAGCAUCAAAGAACACAAGAGCUUUUAACAGUGAAUGACUUUGUAAACUCAAAGUAUACAUUUCUGCCGUACUUUUCCGUACUCUGACUUGCCAUGUUAUCUCUCCUUGACUAUUUUCAGACUCUUUAUUGUGAAUAGUUAUCAUAUUUUAAUAGCCCCUUUAGUCAACUUAUGAGUUAUUAAUAAUUAUGUGUGCUGUUUACCUCAACUUGGAAACCCCUUGGCAGGGAGUCUCUAGUUUGUCGUCUGAAGAAGCAUUCAUUCACACAUGAACAGCUCUCCAAAGAAGGGAUCCUUCCAACAGUGCUGUCUGUCUUAAGCCAGACAGGUAUUUAUUUCAAUAGUGUUCUCUUCAUAUGGUCUUGAACUUGGUGGUUGAACUAAUGGUAGGAUUCAAACUAAGUAGUUCUUUAAAGACUUUCAGCUGAAUAUUUUGUUUGGUGCAGGACAGGUGUAAUAUGUUAUGUGACCUCUCCACCACUUGGGGGUGCUAUUAGCACCUGAUAUUCAGGCUUCUUAUAUUGUUUGUCUUUAUUAUGGAUAAAAUGUGGAUUUUCUUGUCAGUCAUGAGACUAUAAUAUUGUACAUAUACUGUAUAUGUUAUGACAUCUCGUAGCUUAAGUUCCUUGUUUUUCAUCUUUCAUGAAGUAUCAUUCGAUUUAUUGUAUUGCAACGAAUGUAACAUUCUUAAGAAUGCAAACUGCUCUCCCAAGGGAAUAAACUUUCUUGGGCCAGCGGUUAUGUCCUCAUGUCACAUUUCUUAUACCAUUCUCACCUUUAAAUCCUUGUAAGAUUAAAAGGGAUCAGAUAUACUCCUAUUUAGGGUGGAGGUUCUAUCCAGAUGUCAUUUCAAAGUCAAGGUUUGAUUUACAUUUGUUUGACUUGUCAACUAAUGUGAUUUCAACAUGAAAAUUAAAGAAAAUGGCACCAUGUCAUUGGAUUAGAUUAAAAGUUGGGAGGGGGAAAAAGAAAUUCCCUUACAUUGAUGACUUUUUGCACAUUCCCCCUAAAAAAACAGUGGAUGUUAUUAUUUAUAUUAUAAUUAUUAUAAACAGUGCACUGGGUAUGUGACCAAGAAAGGUAUGUAUUGGAUCUUGUCUGUUACCUUUUUUUAUUUUCUGUUCCACCUUCUGUUAUUUUUAGUAUUACAUUGUUAUUGAUUACUGCAUUGAUUACUGCAAGAAAGGCAUUUCACUGUACUUGUGCACGUGACAUUAAAACUUGAAACGUAUAAGGUGCAAUCCAA